This is a messenger RNA of Neltuma alba, 6963 nucleotides long. RefSeq lists its product as uncharacterized. Gene Ontology annotation, molecular function: ADP binding; ATP hydrolysis activity. The transcript has 9 exons. NCBI's taxonomy places the organism in Eukaryota, Viridiplantae, Streptophyta, Magnoliopsida, Fabales, Fabaceae. The coding region runs from base 154 to 6963 and encodes 2269 amino acids. The record is from RefSeq and is a predicted model, not a curated record.
AUUCUUUAAUUUAAAAAGACAUCUAUGCUAUAAUGUAAAUGGAGACAUUGGCAUUGAAUAUUGAUGCCAAUUUUUCUCUUACCAAUUGCUGUUCUUGGUAUUAUCAGUUGACCAUAUAUUUGAGUUGCUACACAGCUAAAUCGGGCAACAAGAAUGGAGAUUGUCACGACCAUUGCUGGAAAAUUUGUAGAACCGAUAGUAGGCUACACCGUGGCACCCCUUGGAAGGCAAUUGGGUUAUUUGAUGUUCUACAAAGGCAAUUUCAAGAAUCUGAGGGAUCAAGUAGAGGAGCUGAAGAGACUGAAGGAAACUAUCAGUCAUGAAGUGGAAGCAGAAAGAAGAAAUGGACGGCAAAUUUACGAUGCUGUAAAGAACUGGCUAAAUAGCGUAGAUGAAAUCAUUGGAGCAGCAGAGGAACUUGGUGAUGAUCCUCGUCACAGGAACGUUGGCUGCUACAAGUGGCCUUUUCCUGAUUUGAAGUCACGACAUCACCUCAGUAGAAAAGCUAAGAAAAUGGCUGGCAAUGUUGUUGAAUUAAUGCAACGAAAAGAUAACAUUCGUCCAUUCGCAUUCUUACCUCCUCUAGAGGGAGUAGGCUCUACGUCUGCGACAAGUAGUGAGAAGCUUCAAUCAAGAAAGAAAAUGAUGGAGGACAUUGUCUUGGCUCUACGAGAUCCCAACUUAAGCCGAAUAGGAGUCUAUGGGCUUGGCGGAGUGGGAAAAACCACUCUAGUUGAAGAAAUUGCUAGAAAAGUUAAAAGCAAGCUGUUUGAUGAAGUUGUUAUGGUUAAGGCAUCCCAAGUUGCAGAUCUUGAAAGAAUUCAGGGUCAAAUUGCAGAUUUUUUGGGUCUUCACUUUGAAGAGAUGAGCAUCAAUGGAAGAGCAGAUCGCCUCAAGCAGAGGAUUAAAAAUGAGAAAAGUAUCCUGAUCAUAUUGGAUGAUAUUUGGCCAAUGCUUGAAUUAGAAAAGGUGGGAAUUCCUCUAAAUGACCACAAGGGUUGCAAGCUAUUGUUGAUUUCUAGAAAUAAAGAAAUACUAAAAACAAUGGAUACUGACGAAGAUUUUCUGAUAGAUGUUUUAAAUGAAGAAGAAGCUUGGAGCUUGUUUGAAGAUAUGGUGGGUGAUGUUGUCAAAGAAGUUAGUUUACGUGAUGUGGCAAUCAAGGUGGCCCAAAAAUGUGCAGGCUUGAUUGUUCUUAUAGUGACAGUGGCAAGAGCAUUGAAAAAUGAAGAUAAUCUUGAUUCUUGGAAAUAUGCCUUGAACCAGCUAAAGACCGUUGAUAAGAAAGGAAUGAGUGAGAAAAUUUAUUCGGCUUUGGAGUUUAGUUACAAUCAUCUUCAGGGUGAUGAUGUGAAGGCAUUUUUCUUGCUUUGUGGAUUAGUUGGUCCACAAAUUUCUGUUGAAUGGUUGUUCAAAUAUGCCAUAGGUUUAGGCAUAUUCAACCAAACUUAUUCUGCAAAAGAUGCAAGACUUGAACUUCACAGGUUGAUUGGUUCCUUGAAGGCAUCCUGUCUAUUACUCGAAAACAACUCAAACAUGGAAGUUAAAAUGCAUGAUAUUGUACAUGAAGUGGCAGUCUCAAUUGCUUCAAGAGAUCAACAUGCUUGCAAAAUUGGAAGGGGAGAUGAGUUAUGGCCACCAGAGGAAUCCCUUCAAAGAUGCACUCAAAUCAGCUUAGAUGAGUGUCAUAUUCCUAAACUUCCUGAAAGGUUAGAGUGUCCUAACGUUAAACUUUUUCACUUGUUUAAUAACAAUGAAUCUCUAAGCGUCCCAAAUUCUUUCUUUGAGGGAAUGAGAAACUUGAAGGUAUUAGAUUUGACUCGCCUGCACUUACCUUCAUUACCCCAAUCUUUUCAUUCCCUUAGUGACCUUCAAACUCUUUGUUUGGAUGGGUGUGCUUUGGAAGAUAUGACCAACAUUGGAGCUUUAACGAAUUUACAAGUUCUUAGCCUUUACAAAUCAUCUAUGAGAACAUUGCCCAGUGAACUAGGGCAAUUGACUCAUCUUAAAAUGUUGGAUUUGAGCCAUUCAGGAAUCGAAAUCUUCCCGUCCAACAUUAUAUCAAAACUGAUCAAAUUGGAGGAGUUGUAUUUGGGGGAUACUGCCAUCAAGUGGGACCAAGAGGAUUCAAAUGAGGAAAAUAAAAAUGUUUCCCUUGCCGAACUUGGGUAUCUAGCGAACUUGACUGCUCUAGAAAUUCAAAUCAAAGGGGCUUGGGUUCUACCAAGGAAUAUAAUGUUUGACAAACUAGAAAGAUACAAAAUAGUGAUAGGAGAUGCUUGGGAAUGGGCUGAUAAUCAUGGGGCCUCCAAAAUGUUGAAACUCAAGCUUGACAGUGUCAUUCAUUUGGAGCAUGGGAUUAAAGAACUUAUUAAAGGAGUGGAGGAUUUGUACUUGGAUGAAGUAAAUGGAAUCUCCAAUGUGCUUUACCAUUUGAAUGGAGAAGGAUUUCCCUUGUUAAAGCAUCUUCACAUCCAAAAUCAUGGAAAAAUUCAACACAUCGUCAACUCAACGGAGAGAAAAAGAAGUCUUGUUUUCUUCCCAAAGAUGGAGACAUUACUACUUCAAAAUCUCAAUAAAUUAGAGAAGAUAUGCCAUGGCUCAUUUAUGAAUAAUUCAUUUGCAAAACUUAGAUCCGUCAGAGUCAAAUAUUGUGGCCAGUUGAAGUAUCUCUUUUCAACGCUGAUGGUCAAAGCCCUUUGCCAACUUGAUGAGAUUGAAGUUUCAGAAUGUAAUUCUAUGAAAAAGAUUGUGUUUAUAGAAAAUUCUUUGCCAAACUCAGAAACUGUUGAUGACAAUAUUGAGUUUUGUUCAUUGCGAUCCUUAACUUUGCAAUAUCUACUAGCCAUUGAGGAUUUCUACUCUGGUUUGUCGACAUUUUCAUCAACAACCAUGCAGAGUUCGUCGUCGUACAUUCACGCUUCAUCAUCUUUUUUUAGUGGAAAGGCUAAGUUUUCUAAUUUGGAGACUCUAAAGUUGAGUGCAAUCUAUCUAGAAAAUAUUUGGCAAGAUGAUCACCUUUCUAUAGCCAAUUCUUUUCACAAGCUGGCUAAACUAAGUGUCGAGAAGUGCAGUGGUUUGAAGUAUUUAUUCUCAUCGUCUAUGGUUCAAAGUUUUCCAAACCUUAAGGAGCUUGAAAUAAGAGAGUGUGAGAUGAUGGAGGAGAUAAUUAGUACAGAGGGGAGAAAUGGCACUGGAAUAGAAGAGGUUGGGCUUCUAAAAUUGGAGACUAUCGUAAUCAGCCACAUGAAAAGGUUAAAGAAAGCAUGGCAUUCCCAAUUUGAUGGGUUGAAGACUAUGAAGGUCAAUAAUUGUGAGAAACUUGAGAAUAUUUUCCCAGAUAUGCACACAACAUUGGGAAGAAUAGAGACGUUGAUGGUUAGUGAUUGUGGCUUAGUGAAAGAGAUAUUCAAAUUACCUGCCAAUGAAAUCAAUAAUGGGGACGACACAAGAACACAAGUCACACAAUUGAAAAAACUCCAUCUGCGCCGCUUGCCAAAGUUGAAACAAAUAUGGAGUAAGGAUCCCCAAGGAAAUUUCUGCUUUCAUAAUCUCCAAGAUGUCUAUGUUGGAGGUUGUCUAAAGUUAGAACAUCUCUUCCCAUUUUCAAUAGCGCUGGAACUUCAACAACUUGAACGACUCACAGUGGAUUAUUGUGGAAUGAAUAAAAUUGUCGCGAAGAAACAGGGACCAAUGGAGGAAAAAGCCAUAUUUCACUUUGAUCGAUUAUACUUUUUGGAGAUUAAGAACAUGUAUGAACUUGAUAGGUUUUAUGGUGAAAAUCACAGUUUAACCUGCCCAUCACUGAGAAUGCUAUGGGUCUUCAACUGUGCAAAAUUGAAGUUAUUCGGGAGACACAAUACAAGCAACCAUAGAGAGACUGCUGAUGGCCAAAAUCCGCAUCCCACCCAACAACAUCUCUUCGUAGUUGAAGAGGUGAUUCCACAGUUGGAACUGUGUACAUUACAUAAUGAAGAGGCUAUAAUGAUGUUGCAAGACCCACAAUGGAAGGACCAUGGUCUGAGUAAAUUGAAGACACUUCGACUGUCCUAUUUUGAGGACAAAACAGCAGCAACUUUUUUAGACUCAAUUGUGCAGAAGGCACCAAGUUUGAAAUCUCUAACUGUUCAACAUAGUUCCUUGAAAGAGAUAUUCCGAGACAAAAGAGUUCCAUAUAAGGAAGGCAAAAACAAAAUUAACACCCAGCUUGAAUAUCUAAGAUUAGAUUACCUACAAUUGCAACACAUAUGUAGAGAAGGAUGCAAUAUCGAUCCCAUCCUUGAGGCUCUUGAAGUUUUAUAUGUGACGGAAUGUGGCAAUUUGAAAACUUUGGUUCCUUCCUCCGUCACUUUUUCCCACUUGACAUAUUUGAAGAUCAUGGAAUGUAAUGGAUUGAUGAACUUAAUUUACUCAUCAACUGCAACAAGUUUGGUCAAUCUGGAAGACAUAACAUUAAAAGAAUGCAAUUCACUUGAAGAAGUAGUGACGCAGGGGAUGAACGAGGCAAGAGAUGAAAUAGUGUUCAGACGUUUAAGAACUUUAGUGUUGGAAAGCUUGCCAAGGCUCAACAGUUUUUCAUCUAGUCAGUUCUUCUUCAGGUUCCCCUUGUUGAAGAAAGUUGUUAUGAGACAAUGUCCAAGGAUGAAAACCUUCUGUGAAAGAGCAGCAAGCACACCAAUGCUUAAAAAGGUCAUAACAAAAGAUGGGAAAGAUGAAGAAUGGUGGUGGGAAGGUAACUUGAAUGGAACAAUAAAAAAAAUCUAUGUGGAUAAGAUUGCAUUUCGUGACAUGGAGCAUCUUCGUUUAUCCUUGUAUCCUGAUCUAAGAGAUUCUUGGAACAGUCCCGUUGAGAACAAAGUAUUCUGUAAUUUGAAAUCUCUAGUGGUGGAAAAUUGUAACUUCUUGUCAGAUGUUCUUAUUCCUGCAAAUUUUCUACGAGCCUUGGGGAAGUUGGAAGAAAUUCAAGUGAGAGACUGUGAUUCACUUGAAGCUGUGAUUGAAUUUGACAAUGCAAAAGAAGAGGCAGAAUCAGAUAAAGAGACCAGUCAUCUGCGAAAAAUCUGCCUAUCUAAUCUGCCUAAACUCCAAUACAUGUGGAAGCCAAGCCUUGGAGGGAAAAAAGAAGAGGAUGAAGUUGAAAUCCAACGUCAAAAGGUACUUCUACCCAAACUAGAAACAAUAAUAAUAGAAGACUUGCAAAACCUGGAGACAAUAUGGCACCCUAUCCUAACUCCGAAUUCCAUGGGCAGCUUUGAGACAUUGAAAGUGAAAAAUUGUCAGAAAAUUCAGCAUAUAUUUCCAAUAUACAUGCACGGAGCAUUUGCAACACUAGAGACACUGAUGCUUGAAAACUGCAACUUAGUGGAGGAAAUUUUCCAGCUGGGUGUCCGUGAAAUGUGCUGUGGAGAUGAUACAACGCGACUCAAGAAUAUAACCAUACUUCGACUGCCAAAGCUGAAACAAAUUUGGAGGAGAGAUCCUCAAUCAAGUCUUUAUUUUAAGAGUCUACAAGUUGUGCGAGUUGAAGAAUGUGGAAAUUUAGAGUACCUUUUUCCAUUCUCCAUAGCUAAGCACCUACCUCAAGUUGAAGCAAUUACAAUAAAGAAUGCUGAAAAGAUGAAGGAAAUUGUUUCCAAGAGAGAAGAACCCUUAGACAAUGGUGUGAAAUUUGAAUUUAAUCAGCUAACCUCAAUUGUGCUUUGGAAUUUACAAGAAUUGCAGAGAUUUUGUGCCGGAAAUCAUAGCUUAUCUUGUUCAUCAUUGAAAGAAUUAGAUGUUUACAAGUGUGAGAAAUUAAAGUUGUUCAAGACACAAGGUGCAAGCAGCCAAGAAAGACUUUCUAACAACAAUCUCCAUGUCUCAAAGCAACAGCCUCUUUUUACACUCGAAGAGGUGAUUGACAACUUAGAGAUCUUGAGUUUGGGCAAUGAGCAUGCAAGCAUGAUAUUCCAAUCGCAAGUUCCACGAGAUCAUCAAUUUCACAAACUCAACUUUCUGCGGUUCUAUGAAUUAAAAGAUGCUCAUGCUACUUCCUUAUAUUGGUUUCUCCAAAAUAUACCCAGUCUGGAAUGGCUAGUCAUUCGAGAAAAUGCUUUCAAGGUGAUAUUCCCAGACGAAACGCCUCGAGAUGAGAAAGGAGAAAUUGAUAUUAAAACACGACUCAAGAAGCUAACGCUAUGUAAAUUGCAUGGACUCCAGCACAUAUGCAGAGAAGGAUGCCAAUUGGAUCAGGUUCUUGAUGUUCUAGAAUACCUACAUGUGAAAGAAUGUUCCAAUUUGAAGCACUUGGUGCCUUCCUCAGUAACUUUUAAUCACCUAACAUAUUUAGAGGUGCAAAAUUGCAGUGGAUUGAUGUAUUUAAUGACCUCUUCAACAGCAAGAAGUAUGAUUCAGUUAGCAACAUUGAAGAUAAGAGAGUGUGAUUCAGUUGACCAAAUUGUGGCUGAAGAGGGUGGGGAGAGCAUAAAUGAAAUUGUUUUCAACAGUCUAACAGUUCUAGAAAUUGAUAGUUUGCCUAAACUCCAAAUGUUUUGCUCUAGUAACUGCUUGUUGAAGCUUCCAUUGUUGAAGAAACUUGUAAUAAAGCGAUGUCCAAGAAUGACUAGCUUUUCUGCAAGGGAAAUAAGUGCACCCAUGCUUCAAAAGAUACUGACAGAGGAACAAGAUGAAAUGUGGUGUUGGGAAGGUGAUCUUACUAGAACAAUCAGCAAGAUGUUUCAAGAUAUGAGUGCGAGCACAAGCAGAGCAUUGAGCUCCGUGGAAGAUGGAGAAAAAUCAAGGGCUAACAAGAUUGAUGAUUCAGGGACGCAAGAAAUGCACAAACUUCCAAUUCCACAUGCAGCCAUUAGGACUGAAGAGAUGAAUGAGACCACUCAAACACCGUUAGCUGAGGCUGAUGAAAGCACAUUAACUCAGACCUCUGUUCAACAAACAGGUAUAUUCUGUGGUUCCUAUUUGCCAUAA